This is a messenger RNA of Hemibagrus wyckioides, 2623 nucleotides long. RefSeq names its product forkhead box F1 (gene foxf1). Bases 321 to 1466 code for a protein of 381 amino acids. Gene Ontology annotation, biological process: regulation of transcription by RNA polymerase II; animal organ morphogenesis. Lineage: Eukaryota; Metazoa; Chordata; Actinopteri; Siluriformes; Bagridae. The transcript has 2 exons. Gene Ontology annotation, cellular component: nucleus. Gene Ontology annotation, molecular function: RNA polymerase II cis-regulatory region sequence-specific DNA binding; DNA-binding transcription factor activity, RNA polymerase II-specific. The record is from RefSeq and is a predicted model, not a curated record.
CAAAGCGAACGAGACCAGACGGAACCGAAGCUGUAUAAGAAGCUCCCUUUUCUGUGUUAAUCCUGGACGCUGCCAUUACUGGACUUUCCAACUCGUGGACAGUGAAGGUACCGAAGUAAACGCGACAGACUGUCCGCGGUGCGUUUGCGCGUGCUUUCCUUGAAACGUCAGGAUUUUUUGUGCCGCUUUUCGUGGGUCAUGAUACUCUCUGGUUGAUCGUUGGUUUCAGACGUUUCAGCGAUCUCGCUACAGGUGGAGGAUUUUCCUUUCUGAAAAUAAAUAAAUAAAUAAAACAAAGCCGUGUCGAGCGCAUAGAACCGAUGACGGCCGAGGUCCAGCAGCCUUCCGUGCAGCCGCCUGCCCAAAGCAGCCCGAUGUCCGCGCCCGAGAAAGCGCACGCUCAAUCGGCGGCCAUGGACGCGGCCUCCUCCACCACGAAAGCCAAAAAGACCAACGCGGGCAUACGGCGUCCCGAGAAGCCUCCGUACUCGUACAUCGCGCUCAUCGUCAUGGCCAUCCAGAGCUCUCCCACGAAGCGCCUCACGCUCAGCGAGAUCUACCAGUUCCUCCAGAGCCGCUUCCCGUUCUUCCGCGGCUCUUACCAGGGCUGGAAAAACUCCGUGCGCCACAACUUGUCCUUAAACGAGUGCUUCAUUAAGCUGCCCAAGGGGCUCGGGCGGCCAGGGAAGGGCCACUACUGGACCAUCGACCCUGCGAGCGAGUUCAUGUUCGAGGAGGGCUCUUUUCGGCGCAGACCACGCGGAUUCCGGCGCAAAUGUCAGGCGCUCAAGCCGUCCAUGUACAGCAUGAUGAACGGCCUCGGGUUCAACCACCUACCAGAGUCUUACAACUUCCAGGGCAGCGGCGGAGGCCUGUCUUGUGCGCCAAACAGUUUAACCUUAGAGAGCGGGAUUGGGAUGAUGAACGGACAUUUGGCAGGCAAUAUGGAGGGAAUGGGCCUGGCGGGACACUCCAUGCCUCAUCUGUCGGCCAACAGUGGACAUUCCUACAUGGGGAACUGUACAGGAUCCACGGGGAGCGAUUAUCCCCAUCACGACAACUCAGCCUCGCCCCUGCUGUCCGGCGGCGGAGUCAUGGAGCCGCAUCCCGUUUACUCGAGCACGACCUCGGCGUGGGCGCCCGCGCCGUCCGCUUCAGUUAAUAACGGAGCGUCUUACAUUAAACAGCAGCCACUGUCUCCGUGCAACCCCGGUGCAAAUCCGUUACAGCCGAGCUUACCGACACACUCUUUGGACCAGUCAUAUCUGCACCAAAAUGGACACAGCACGACCGACCUUCAAGGUAUUCCCAGGUACCAUUCCCAAUCUCCUAGCAUGUGCGACCGGAAAGAGUUCGUCUUCUCUUUCAACGCCAUGACAUCUUCAACCAUGCAUUCACCUGGAAGCGGCUCUUAUUAUCAUCACCAACAAGUCGCCUAUCAGGACAUCAAGCCUUGUGUGAUGUGACAGCACUGGUAAUCAUUUAAAGACUUAUUCAACACUGAUGAUGAAGAAAGAGCCACUUAACCUCUGCGGUGGGGGGAAAAAGUAUAAAACAACACCCAGGCCUGAAAGGAGCGGGUUCGUUGGAAAAGAAGAAGAAUGAGGAGGACAAAAAAAGACAACGGCGCUCCAAAUGACAGGCUUCAUCCAUAUAAAAAAGGCCAAAUGAUGCAAACUCGGUACAAGAACAUGAACAGGAGAAAAACCGGGUACCUUAACCGUGUCGGGUGAUUCCACCAGCCUUUCAGGUGAUGUGUGCUAAAUGUAUUCAAGCUAUUUCUAAACAAGACUGCGCAAAUUAUGAACUAAUGUGCAUCUCAAUGCCGAACGAAAGGAAGAAAAAAAAAGACAGAAAGCAAGCAAGAAAGAAAAUAAACCCCGCUUGGUACUAACUCUGCUGGCGGAUGGAUACCACUUGAGUGUGUGAGUGACUGUCCGUGUUGUCAUUCCAGGAAAAAUUCCAGGAUUGAAUUUUGUUUUUCAGUGAAAAUUGUAUUACGAUUUUCUUUAUAUAUAUAUAUAUAUAUAUAUAGGCCUAUAUAAAUAUUAUUUUCAUUCAGGACAAGCUGUUCGAUAUCUGAUCAUAGUAAAAUUGAAUUCUGUCUAAUCAGUGCAAGUGUAAAAACAACAAAAAAAGUUCAUCACGUGGAAGAAAAAGAAAAACGAAGGCACUUUUAAACCUUAAAGCGCAAACUUUAUUUAUUCUGUUUAUAUCUGGAUUGUAUAAUUAUAGCCAUGGUAUUGAACGCUUUAUCGGCAAUAUUUGCCCAGACGCUGUCUUUUUAUUCAGUGUAAACAGAAAAUGAAGGUUUAAUGUAAGCACUGUUUAGUUUGUUUGUUUGGUGUUUUUAUUUUUAUUUUUUUGUAUAUCCGUCUUGACACGAGUCAUUUUGCAGCACUGUAAAAAAAAUGUAUAUGAUGUAGGUAAUAUCUUUUUAGUAGGCAUCUUUUACUUUCUAUUUUCGUGUCUUUAGACAUUAGGUCAUCUACGCACGACAUGUAUAAAAAAAUUGUAUAAAAACAGUAAUGGCAUGCAGUUGGAAUUAAACUGUUGAUAAAAAAAAAUAUACGCAUCAAAUUUGUAGGUUUACCAAGAUGAUUAAAUUUCUUUUUUUAUUCUA